UAAAGUCCCACAAUGCAUCUUCCAUUACUCAGUGUCUCCUCAGAACCCUACAUCCCAGCGUCCCCAUGUCUGCCGUUCACACUUGUUUAUAACACCUCAUUUCCCUCUCUUUAUGUCCCUUAUUUAAUUCCCCUAAGCCUCCCAACCUUCCUCCCACUUCUAUACCCUCAGAUUUUCUUGCACCAUUUCCUAGUGUGCUCGUGUGCUUAUACUUUUUAAUAAUUCUCUUUCUUUUUUCUUCUUCUUCCUGCUGCUUCUGUGUCUCUAUGGCUUGUUCUGGAAGUAAUAGUGGGAAUGGGAGCGGAGGGUCAGGGUCCCCUUGUGGGGCAUGCAAGUUUCUGAGAAGGAAGUGUGCGGCUGACUGUAUAUUUGCCCCUUAUUUCUGCUCUGAACAAGGCCCUGCAAGUUUUGCUGCCAUACACAAGGUUUUUGGUGCUAGUAAUGUCUCCAAACUGCUCCUCAAUUUACCUCCCCAUGAUCGUUGUGAGGCUGUCCUCACUAUUGCCUAUGAAGCUCAGGCUCGUAUCAGAGACCCUGUUUAUGGCUGUGUCUCCCACAUUUUCGCCUUACAACAACAGGUGGCAUGCUUGCAAGCACAACUGAUGCAAGCCAAGGCGCAGUUGGCUGAGAAGAGCAUGGCGAACGAAGAGUGCUGGGGAAGGAAUGGUUAUGGGCAAGCAAUGAAUCCAAUCUAUGGGACUAGUUACACCAAUAUGAACCCUAUAUCUCCGCAGAGUUCUCUUGAUUCAAUUGAUUACAGUAGCAUCCACGAUGGAUCCAUGAAUUUGCAGCAAGAGGAUUUCUCUUUGCUGCAACCUCGCUCCAAUAAGAAAAGUUCAUCAUAUGAUAGCAAUGACCUGAGCGAGCUUCAAGAGCUAGCACUCAGAAUGAUGAGAAACUAGGCUAAUCAAUGAGCUAUUCUCUAUUAAUCUGUCUUUGUUUACGUUUUCUUCAAGGGCAUCCCUUGAUGUAUAUACUGAGAGUAUUAAUUUCCUUAACUGGUAGCAGGCUUUAAACUAGGCAUUUAGCUAUAGCUUUCUCUAUCUGUGGCUUCCAAUCCAAAACUGAUUUAAUUUUUGCACUCUUUAUAUGUGUCAAUCUCUCUCUAUCUUUUUAUCCAUAUGUCUAAGUCAUAAGUCACUGUGUUUACU
Prosopis cineraria is the source of this 1151-nucleotide messenger RNA. Its product is annotated as LOB domain-containing protein 16-like. Gene Ontology annotation, biological process: positive regulation of DNA-templated transcription; hormone-mediated signaling pathway. NCBI's taxonomy places the organism in Eukaryota, Viridiplantae, Streptophyta, Magnoliopsida, Fabales, Fabaceae. The transcript has 2 exons. The record is from RefSeq and is a predicted model, not a curated record. Bases 267 to 902 code for a protein of 211 amino acids. Gene Ontology annotation, cellular component: nucleus.